Molecule: messenger RNA, 4835 nt
Organism: Diachasma alloeum
Lineage: Eukaryota; Metazoa; Arthropoda; Insecta; Hymenoptera; Braconidae
Product: contactin
Exons: 4
Coding region: 105-3971 (1288 amino acids)
Biological process (GO): cell-cell adhesion
Molecular function (GO): protein binding
Source: RefSeq, a predicted model, not a curated record
GUCGUGCGGAGCAUAACCGCGUAAUGAGUGUUGUUUAUUCCCAUGAUUUUCACGAGAAAUAACGUGGUUUGACUGAUAAAAAAAUCCAGAUCAAAGUAAGCACGAUGAAUCGUGCAUACCUGUUGACCGUAUUCUGCAUCGUGAAGACCCUCCCCAUAAAUGGACAAGAUGUCAAUCAACAGCCGAAUUGGGGUAAUCAGCCAUCGGACACCUGGAACAAUCAGCAACCAAACACCUGGAGCAAUUCCCAACAAAAUCCCCAGCCAAAUCAGCCCCCGAACACCUUCAACGAUCAGCCCCAGAAUGCCUGGAGCAAUCCCCAGCCGAAUUGGGGCGGAAACUCCUGGAGUGGAGGACAGACAUACUAUUACGGUGAAGUCGAGCACAAGUGUCCGAAGCACUGGGUAAGAUUCCAAGAGUCCUGUUACCGCUUCAUAAAGAGUCCUCUCCGCAGCCGAGAGGAUGCGAAACGCAAUUGCCAGGCGUAUCAGAGUGACUUGGUCUCCAUAAACUCAGUCGAGGAGCAUGGCUUCCUGCUGCAACAGCUCCAGUGGCAGGACCCCCAACACAGACCCUGGUACACAGGAGCUAGACAAGCGGGAGGUUACUGGUCCAACGAAGGCGAUGGGUCCCAACUCGUUAACAUGGAGAACGCUUUUCUACCUGAACCCAACGAUGGAUAUAAUCUAAACCGUGAUGCAUUGGCCUACAACUUCAGCGACAGCUUGAAACGCUGGGGGCUGGAGAAGAUUUCGUCUUAUGAACCUCUUCAGUACAUCUGCGAGGCGCAGGUAUCAAUGCUGCAGAAUCUAGCUGACGACGAUCGUGAUUACACCUAUGGAAUUGAGAUCGAUAACCCCAGGGAGAUUCCACGAGGGCCUUAUUUCAUCAAACAACCUGUUAGCAAAGUCUUCGAUGUCUCCAAAAGAAGGCUAACCAAUGAAGUUACCUUGAGUUGUCUCGCAGGGGGGUACCCCACCCCGACGUACGAAUGGUUCAAGGAGGAUUAUGAUAACGCUAGACUCUAUGCAGUGCCGAUUGACCCGCUGGAGAACCCCAGGUACACCCUCAGUGGGGGCAAUCUGAUCAUCUACAAUCCUGAUCAGGCGAAGGACAGAGGUGCUUAUCACUGCAAAGCUAGUAAUAAGUUCGGUGUGAUAAUGUCGGAGACCGUUGUGCUGUCGUUCGGGUACAUUCUCGAGUUCAAUCUGAAGAGAUCAGAGGAACGUGGGGACCAGAACUGGGGCAAGGCUGUGUACUGCGAUCCCCCGCAGCAUUACCCAGGGGUCAAGUACUACUGGACGCGCGAUUACUUCCCGAAUUUCGUGGAGGAGGACAAGAGAGUCUUCGUGUCGAACGAUGGGGCUCUCUACUUUUCUGCCUUGGAGCCCAUCGACAGGGGCAAUUAUUCCUGCAAUGUUCAGAGUAUAGCGUCGGAUACUGGGAGAAAUGGACCGUUCUUCCCGCUUCACGUUAAUUCUCAUCCGACUUAUCAACAGCUGAAGUUUCCGAAUAACUUUCCGAAGGUUUUCCCAGAGGCUCCGAUUGCCGGGGAGGAGGUCAGGUUGGAGUGUAUAGCUUUUGGGUAUCCAGUGCCAUCGUACAAUUGGACGAGGAGGGGUGCUCCAUUACCGAGGGGCGUUGUCUAUCAGAGUUAUAAUCGGGUACUUGUGAUACCUCGGGUGCGGGUUGAGGAUCAGGGGGAGUAUGUCUGCAGACCUUUCAACGACAGGGCUUCUAUUGAGAAUUCGGUCUGGUUGACUAUUCAAGCUACACCGAACUUCACGAUUCCUUUGGAGGAUAAGCAUGUGGAUCUCAGGUCUGAUCUCACCUGGACUUGUGAAGCCUUUGGGAAUCCCGAUGUUACUUAUCAUUGGUUUAGGAAUGGGCAGUUGUUGGAUAAUACUACGCUGAGGGGGGAGGAGAGGGAUAGGUAUUUCAUACAGGAUAACGUGUUGAAGAUUCAGAGGGUGGAGGAGGACGAUGCUGGGAUGUAUCAGUGUCGGGCGACGAAUCAACUGAAGACUACAUACUCUUCGGGGCAAUUGAGAGUUCUAUCGAUGAAACCGUCGUUCAAAAAACAUCCGAUGGAAUCUGAGACGUACGCGGCGGACCGAGGGAAUGUCACGAUUGUUUGUAAUCCAGAGGCAGCACCGAGACCCAAGUUUAUUUGGAAAAAAGAUGGGAAUAUCAUAGGUGCUGGAGGACCGAGGAAAAUUCUUGCUAAUGGCAAUUUGAUCAUCAGCCCAGUGUCUGUUGAUGAUGAAGGGACGUAUGUGUGCACUGCUACGAAUCAGUAUGGCAAUGAUGAGACACGUGGACGACUCAUUGUAUUACGUGGUCCGAACUUCGUUAAAACUCUCCCCCCUGGAAUAACAACCGCAGUGAUGUACAAUCAAACCUUUCGCUGUCAAGCGGACGCAGACGAAAUGCUGGAUAUCGCCUACAUCUGGAAGCACAAUGGCAUAGUAAUAAGAGACAAAGACUUGAUGGAUAACCCCCGUCUGCGAAUCGACGGAGGAGUCUUCACCAUAAUCAACGUCACCCUCGCCGACGCUGGUGACUACGAGUGCACGAUAAAGACUGCAGUGGGAGACGUGUCGAGUCGCACAACAUUGACCGUGAAAGGUCCCCCGGGGCCUCCAGGUGGAGUGUCAGUAGUGGACCUUGGAAAAGUCUCAGUAACUCUGGAAUGGACAGACGGUGCGUUCAAUGGAGGUUCAAUUUUCAUGUACACAAUAGCCGCCAGAACAAGAUGGAUAAAUGAGUGGUUCAACAUAUCAGAGAACGUAAAAGCAGAGGAGAUUGAUAGAUACAAAGGUCGCAAAAGUGCUAAACUGGAGGAUGUUCUGAAGCCUUACACAACAUACGAGUUUGCUGUGUCCGCAGCUAAUGAAUAUGGCUACGGUCCGCUCUCCCUACCCUCUCCCCAGUUCAGCACUCCACCAGACAAACCAACGAGAGCACCAGCUAACGUGGGUGGAGGUGGUGGUAAACUCGGCGACUUGACAAUCACUUGGGAGAAGUUACCUCCGGCCGAUCAACAUGGACGUGACAUCUACUACAAGGUAUACUGGCGUCGCAAAGGAGACCUAGAAUUCCAGUCCCUCUCCCUGAAGGACUACGGCGACGUGGGUAUGGCUGUGGUGCAUGUCGACAAGAAGAACUACUACACAGAGUACGAAGUCAAGGUCCAGGCCAUCAACGAAGCAGGGGCCGGUCCAAUUUCUGAGGUAGCUACAAUUUUCAGCGCCGAAGACAUGCCACAAGUGCAACCACAAAGGGUUUCAGCUUUUGGUUACAAUAGCACAAGUUUGAAUGUCUCCUGGGCGCCAGUUGAGGAGACGAGGGAAAUAGUCAGGGGUAAAUUGACAGGCUACAGGCUCAAGUACUGGCCGGUUAAUAGGCAGGAGGAGCAGGGGGUUUACUAUCUUUCUCGAACAACGAGACCCUGGGCUCUCAUCGUCGGUUUACAACCCGACACACUCUACUACGUCAAAGUUAUGGCUUAUAAUUCAGCUGGGGCGGGACCUGAGAGUGAGAGGUUUCGGGAGAGGACAUUCAGAAAACCACCGCAGAAUCCACCGAGCUCGGUGUUUGUUUAUGAUGUUAAUCCAUCAACUGUCAGGGUUGUUUGGAGAUAUGUACAGCCUAGUCUCGAUGAGGAACCGCUUGAUGGGUAUAAGAUACGUAUCUGGGAGAUUGAUCAGGAUAUGAGCACAGCUAAUGAUACUAUCAUUCCUGCUGGGGAAAAACUCGAGGGGUAUAUUUAUAAUUUGAGUCCGGGGAAAACGUACAAUCUUCGGGUUCUUGGGUUCAGCAGAGGUGGCGAUGGCAGAAUGUCGAGUCCACCUAAUACAUUCCAAAUGGGGGAUCCAGCGUUGUUCAGAAACGCCGCGAGCAAUAAGAUUUUGGACUCCGCUUUGGGGAUUUGUGUAAUUAUUCUUCUGUGGAGAUUAGGCUUCGUUUAACUGGGGGCCUAGGAUCUUCAGGGUGGUGAGGCCUGUAAUUAAUUUGAGAAAUUUUGCGGACGUAUUUUUUAUAUUGAUAAUGAAUUCUUAAUAUUUUACACGGAGGAAAUAGCAAUUGAAGUGUUCUUACAGUUUGUAUUUUAGCGAACAGCUGAAGUAGUUUGAUAUUUUUGGAGGUAAUUUAAUCUCAGGGUAGGUGCAUCAUUUUGAUAGACAAUUUGUUCUCGAUUAACGAGAAUUGUUUGGGCCGCUCGAACGAAAGAUCUGAAUUUUUUUGUUUUUAUUUCCAUUCAACUAACUCCUAUUUGUUUUACGUAGAGUUGAUCCGUGUUCAAAACAGUGAUUACUUUUUUAUCGGUUAGGAAUUAUAAUGUAAUUAUAGUGCUCUUUUUUUAUUGUGUUGUCCUCAAGCGCAACUAAUUUUUCCGUCCAUACGUGCCGAGGUGAAUAAUAUAUAUUUGACCACGGGUUUCUUACUUGGUACUGUAAAGAAUAAAUGAACGAUUCCGUCAACAUAUGCAUCACAUGCAGCAAAUAAUAAUGGUGUAUAAAUAUUGAGUAAUCUUUUUUGAAUGAAAACAAUUGCACAGUGUUAUUGAAGUAACUCUAUAACUUCGAGAGUUGAAGCACUUGAUACAGAUGACUAAAGUAAAGAUGGUUUGUGUAAAAUCUGUAAAUUGUGAAUUUUUAUAAAUGUAAAGACGAUAAAUUGUGCAAAUUUAUUACGACGAUAUUAUUCUCUUUGUACUUGCAUUUCUGCAUUUUUGUAAAAGAGAAACCAAAUGAUUGUGGGUUUUUUGUACUAUUGUAACUCGAAAAAAUGAAAAUUAUACGAUGAGAAAAUAAAAAAGAAUUUUUCUACAA